Molecule: messenger RNA, 1020 nt
Organism: Vollenhovia emeryi
Lineage: Eukaryota; Metazoa; Arthropoda; Insecta; Hymenoptera; Formicidae
Exons: 2
Coding region: 1-1020 (339 amino acids)
Biological process (GO): DNA integration
Molecular function (GO): nucleic acid binding
Source: RefSeq, a predicted model, not a curated record
AUGAACAACCUACGAGAAAAGUUUUGGAUUCUUCAAAGCCGCAAAGCAGUACGUUCGGUAAUUCGCAAGUGCGUCACAUGUCGCAGAUACAGCGCAAAGAGAAUGGAAUCCCAGUCUGCGAUUUUGCCAGAGUAUAGAGUUAGAGACGCCGCUGCAUUCGAGGUAACAGGUGUAGAUUAUGCCGGACCGCUCUUCUUAUCCAAGGGACACAAAGCGUAUAUUUGCCUGUUUACCUGUGCAAUCUACCGAGCAGUUCACCUGGAACUCGUCUCGACCUUGUCUACGGAGGGAUUCUUGGAGGCCUUAAGAAGAUUUAUAGUCCGGAUUAUAGUCCGGCGAGGAAGACCUACCGUCAUUUAUAGCGACAAUGGAAGGAAUUUUGUCGGAAUGUCAAAUCUACUGCGACAAGUCAACUGGAAGAAGAUUUCGCGGUAUUGUGCCACAAAUGAAGUGGAGUGGCAUUUCAAUCCACCGUCAGCCGCAUGGUGGGGAGGUUGGUGGGAGCGUCUUAUACGCAUUCUGAAGGACCUCUUGAAGAGAACGCUUGGAAGAACUUCAGUCAAUUACGAAGAAAUGAAUACAAUUUUGUGUGAUUGCGAAGCGGUCAUCAAUUCAAGACCACUCACAUAUAUAACCGAGGAAGCGAGUGGAACCGCUGCGAUCACACCUGCCAUGUUCCUCCGAGAUAUUCAGGAGGACGGAGUACCUGACCUGGACCAGAUAAGCAAGUCUCAUCUGUCGAAGAGUUUGCGUUAUCGACAGAGACUGAAAGAAGAGUUGCGGAAGCAGUUUCGCAUCCAAAGCGACUCAAUUGGCCCAUGGCGAGAAUUAAAGAAUGUUACCCUGGAAAAGAUGGACAGAUACGAGUCGUUUUCUAAGGAAAAUUCGGAGAAACCCUUUUAUUUGGAUCUGCCGCUUGCCGAGGUCAGAGAACACCCGGAACCUGUACCAGUUCCUGAAGAGAAGACAGUUCCCGAGCUGAGGACAAGAAGUGGACGCACGAUCAAAAGACCGGAGUGA